GAACAUGUAUUUCACUUUGAGUGCACUGACGGAGUGCAGGUGGAGAAACAGAGUCACAGCUAAAAAUCCCUAGGAACUCUAGUAACACUCGAGCAACCAUUUGAAGAUACCUCGAUCGACUAUUGGUCGACAAGUAAAAUCAGUGUUGUAAAUAUCAUGCCACUACCACGUGGAGUGGUAGGUGCAGUGGCACGAGACGCGACUCAAGAAUCAAAGUCCUCACAUCAGACAUCAGAUUUGAAACUUGAAGCAUUGGAGCUCUGUUAGAGAGCCUGAAGAAUAAUUAAGAAGAAUCUGCACCGAAAAGAAACUUAUGGCCAAUUCUUCUUGUACUUCUUAUAGUUGUAGAAAUAUGAAGGACUUUUAUAACAAACUGUGCUUGUUGCUGCUAGAGGAAUUCUUUGGCUCUAUCGUACAGUGCAUUGGUAAUAGUUUAUUGUAUGGAACAAAAACGUUGCGUGCAAUAUGUUUUGGAACAAGUCUACCAGUAGCAAAGGUAAAAGAAGGACUAUGUGUUCUUAUAAAACAUGGUUUUGUCACUUAUCAACGAAAUGAGGAAGAAGUUGAAUAUACCAUAUACCAAGACAAAAUUAUUAUGAUUCUUCGCUAUCCAAGAUACAUACUUUUUGCAAAAACUCACUGUGGAGAUGAGGGUGAAAUCAUGCUGGAAGAGGUAUUAAAACAUGGAUAUAUCACAGCAUCUGAAGUAAUAAUAAAAACAUACAAACGUAUUGAACAGACUCCUUCUAGAUUUAAUUAUCUUAAUGUUUUUUCAGCUGCUGAACCAUCUAUCCCAAAUCUGAAAGAUGUAUUUGAGUUAUUGGUAAAAAAUCAAUUUUUAAUGCGCAGUUUAUCUUUUGAGGCAACAAGAGAUGCGCUAAAGCCUGAUUAUAAUUUACCAAACCUUGAUUUGAUAGCCAUUUCCAGCGUGUUAAAAGGACAAAAUACUGAACUUUCGGAUAAUACAAUAUAUUGGAAAGUCAAUUUUGAUCGGCUUACUGAAGAUCUUAGGGAUCAAAUCCUUAUAUCGGCUACUACUCAAAGAUUUGACAAAAAUGCUGGAGAAUUAAUGAAACACAUGAUCAAUUUGAUGUACUGUCGGACCGCAUCUUGGGCAGCUACCUCAAAUCCAAUUCCGUACACCGAAAUAAAAGAAGAAGUAAAAAAGUCAAAUUAUGAAGAGCUUGAGCAUUUUCUUGAUCAAUACUUGCGGCUUAUAGAAGAAGACAGUACGCAAUUCAUCAGACGCGUUGGCGAUUCUGGUGGAGGGCAAUAUAUACUUAACAUGAAGAACGCAUUUAAACAGUUAACGUGGGCAACUGUGGAGCAUAUCGUUACAGAAAGAUUUGAUUCUAAAGCUGCAAGAAUUUUCAGAUUAAUUCGUAAUGAAAUUGACGUUAAUCUGGACCAAAUCCAGACUUUAGCAAUGUUUCCAGCAAAAGAUGCAAAAUCCAUAACAUAUGCCCUGUCGCAGGAAAAUUACAUACAAACCCAAGAGUUGAAGAAAAGUGGAACUUUGUCAGCACCAACAAAACUGACGAAAGCAUCUCCACCUUAUCGUUUUUGCAUCGAUUUAACUAAAAUUGUCGAAAUGGAAACCGAACAUUGUUAUCAAGCAUUGUAUAAUAUUAUAACAAGACGAGAUCAUGAAUCUACUAAUAACAAACGCUUGAUAGAAAAGCAAUUGAGAGUACAGAUACUCUCUGCCAAUUUGAGAGAACAUGGCGCAACGGAACAGCAAUUGGCUGAUAUUGCAGAAAUGAUAACGCCAUCUGAGAUUCAACAGCUUGAAAGAGCACAAAAUGCGAUUAAAAAACUGGCAGCCGCAGAAUUACAAGUAGAUGAAACCUUAUUUUUAUUUUCCAUGUAUGUCAUGUAUCAUUAACUGCCAUUUUCUUCAAACUCUGCAGUUUUUCUGUAUGAUAUCUAUACAUGUAAAAAAUGAAAGUCUCAUAUUUAUUCAUUUAUAUAGUUCAUAUUUAUUUAUGUAUAAUAAUGAUUACGCUUGUAAAAUACAAACAACAAAGAGUACCUAGCUUUCAAAUUAUAAUAAAUAUAAUCAUAUAUUUUUUAUGUUUAUAAUAGUGCUGUUCUCUAUUGUGAUAUACAGUGCAUUUGAUGUUUCUAUCUAUGAGGAAAAGUCAUCUUGGGUCGUGUCAACAUAAAUAAAUACUUGCAAUUCACCAAUUUAUUCGUACAUUUUAAUCAAUGGUGAUGAAUGUGCGAGGGCCUCUUUUGUCAAAAAUGAAACAUGAAAGAGAGUUAGUUACGUGACUCACAGCCAGCUUGUGGUGCGUUCUUGAUGAAACUUUAAUUUCAAAUUCAUUAAUUAUGCUCGACAGGAUUUGUAUUCUCGGACGCGACGUUUCAUUCACGAUAACAAUAAGCGUGAAAUGUACUACAUCCUUAAUUUUAUUACGUUCCGAAGAAUGACUUUUCCUUUUGUUCUACCGUAUGCUUUGUACGUUCAUCUUAACACUGCCGCGAAUGAAGACUAUUCCAUUAUGAGUAUGUAUCAAUAAAUAAAAUUUAAAGUA
This is a messenger RNA of Solenopsis invicta (red fire ant), 2537 nucleotides long. It is a transcript of the gene Polr3C, whose product is annotated as DNA-directed RNA polymerase III subunit RPC3. The coding region runs from base 314 to 1885 and encodes 523 amino acids. Lineage: Eukaryota; Metazoa; Arthropoda; Insecta; Hymenoptera; Formicidae. Gene Ontology annotation, molecular function: single-stranded DNA binding. Gene Ontology annotation, cellular component: RNA polymerase III complex. Gene Ontology annotation, biological process: DNA-templated transcription. The transcript is spliced from 8 exons. The record is from RefSeq and is a predicted model, not a curated record.